AUGGAUCUAAAACAGAGUUUAACGGUGUCGUGUAGCGCAAAGACUAAAAACUGUCUUGUUAUAUUAACAUGGAUGUCAAAACGUCAACAGCCUUUCAGAAAUGAUGGGAGCUUUAGGGCAUUAGUUGGGAAAAUUUCGAGUUUCGUCAACAAGGGACAAUGUCCCGUCGAUAUCUGA
This is a messenger RNA of Sclerotinia sclerotiorum 1980 UF-70, 177 nucleotides long. RefSeq lists its product with no specific name. NCBI's taxonomy places the organism in Eukaryota, Fungi, Ascomycota, Leotiomycetes, Helotiales, Sclerotiniaceae. The record is from RefSeq and is a predicted model, not a curated record. Bases 1 to 177 code for a protein of 58 amino acids. The transcript has a single exon.